This is a messenger RNA of Annulohypoxylon truncatum, 1274 nucleotides long. Its product is annotated as dehydrase and lipid transport-domain-containing protein. Gene Ontology annotation, biological process: ubiquinone biosynthetic process; cellular respiration. Lineage: Eukaryota; Fungi; Ascomycota; Sordariomycetes; Xylariales; Hypoxylaceae. The transcript has a single exon. Gene Ontology annotation, cellular component: mitochondrion. Gene Ontology annotation, molecular function: ubiquinone binding. The record is from RefSeq and is a predicted model, not a curated record. The coding region runs from base 214 to 1020 and encodes 268 amino acids.
UAAUCAAUCGCAUAUUUCUCUGAAUAUAGCGUCUACAUCUUACCAUACUACCCAUUGUGCUUUCAGUCUUAGAAGGAUAGAAGGGAAAAUAGGCUAGAAUGGAAUCAUUAUAGAAUUUGUAGAGUUUCCACCAAUCUCACGACCUCCCUUCCACUAACCACCCAACUCGAACUCUCCUCAACCCUCCGGUUCCAACCCCAAACCCACCUCCCGAUGUCGACAGCACGCACCCUCACGCCAACCCGCCGGCUCCUCUCCACACCGCGGACGCUCCAACUCCAACUUCAACUUCCCAGGCGCACCUUCAUAACCCUCCCGGCGCCUCCACCACAGACUCUCACCGCAUCCCGGCGCCUGCCCUACCUGCACACGCAGCUCUACGACCUGAUCGCCGACGUCGACUCCUACGUCACCUUCCUACCGUACUGCCAGACCUCGCGCGUGACUCACUGGACCACCCCCUCCUCCUCCUCCCCUUCUCCCUCGCAAGAUCCCCAAGAUCCUCAGGGCCCCUCUUCCCGGCGCUGGCCCACGCGCGCCGACCUAACCGCCGGCUGGGGCGGCUUCCAGGAGACGUACACGAGCCGACUAUUCUGCGUCCCGGCGCUCGGGAUCGUAGAAGCCAUCAGCGGGGACGCGCGGACCCUGAUCCCGGCCUCGGAGCUACGGAAAUACGGGCUCGUCGACCCCGGCCCUUCCCCUUCCCCUUCCCCAACCUCAAGCCCGGGAUCAGGGGAGGACGACGACGGCGGCGUGUUCAAGAGCCUGGUGACGCGGUGGACGGUGACGCCGGCCUCAUCGGGACGAGGCGGGGUAGGCGAAGAGUCCGCCGCCGGGUGGAGCGACGUGCGGCUCAGCAUCCGGUACCAGUUCGCGAACCCGCUGUACAUGGCCGUCAGCGCCGCCGUCGCCGACAAGGUGGCGCCCGUCAUGGUGGAGGCCUUCGUCGAGCGCGCGAGGCGGAUCUUGGGGGACCCGGGGAAAGGGGAGAAGAAGAAGAGCGCGGAAGCCUUGCGGUGACUGAUCGACAAAGGCGAAUCGCUGAUGUCUGUACGAUGUAAUGAUGUAAUAUGAGUUGACGGGCCAUCCCACGAGCGGGCGAGAGUUGCUCUGCUGCUGGGUGAAAUCCGGCAGAGACCUACCUACGAGCACUGGCUAGUCAUAACCUAGGCUUGACUAUAUCCAAUGUGUUGUAUAUAUGUUUUAAAAGAGAAAGGAAAAAAGACAUGGAGACCCUAGACCAAAAUCCAUCUCACCAUCAAUAAAAAGACCAU